ACAAAAGCAGUUCUUUGCUGAGGUUCCACGGAGAAGGAUCUUGCAGCCGAAGGGGAAGGAACGGAGAGAGAGAGAGAGAGAGAGAGAGAGAGAGAGAGCCAGAAAGCAGUUGGAGCAAAAUAAAUAAAUAAAUAAAUAAUACAGUUCUGGAGAUCCCUACGAGAUCAAAACGGAGAAGAAACAGAUUAUCCGAAGGCAGAAAGUUCGUCUUGGCCGGGGGAUUGCCAGUUGUUUCUCUGAAGAGAGAUUUUUCGGCUCCUGGAAGAAUUCUUGGAUCCGAACAUGUGGGAAGUUGGCCCCUUUGGACUUCAAACUUCUGCACACGUUUUCCCACCGGUGAGAAAAGUUGUGGGGGGCAAGUUCUAGAGGGGUGGGUAGCCCGGGCCACUUUCUGUGAAAUUUCGGGCUGAAAUUUCGUGAAGUUUCGACCCAAUUAUUGGUCCCACACCUCAGCCUGCUCCUAACCAGUCUUGGGAUUUUCCAAGCCUUUUGGACGACCUAUUUUGUCCCCAACUGAAGUGUGAGGGUUGGAAUCAUUUUUGGCGAGGAAGGGAAUUGGAUGCCGGGGGUUGGACGGACAACCAUUCAUCACUCUAGAGCCUGGAUGCUCAUCUUGGGCUGCUAUCUCAGAGGAGUAUAAUUCAGCGAGCGCAUCACUUAGGCGGCCGGGCUUAGCCGGAGAACCUUGGGACCAGCAGAAGACCAGCUGCUGAUGUGUGGCCGUGGUUCUGAACCAGCAGCGAGAGGCUCGAACCGGAUCCGAUCCUUUGCUUGAGAGAAGAAGGGAAGGGCAACCCACAGUGCCCGGAGACUGAUCUCCGUUUUGGUGUCCGUCUUCAGAGGGUUUCCUCGCCUCUCAUCUUUUCCUCACGAAGAUGCCCGGCAAAGCCAGAAUACGAUGGUGGAGUUGGUUCCUUCUGGUGAUGCUGGUGUGCCAGGAGGCGUCUCGUUUCCGAGUCGCCGCGGCGAAGAAAGAACGGAAGAAGCUCAAGGAGCCCAACCAGUACACCGAGCCUUUCAACGCCACCCUCUCCAACAGCGAAGAGCUCAACGGGCACUCCAAGAUGCUAGAGUCUCCAGACCCUCGCAUCACCGACCCGCGUCGGACAUGGAUCUCUUUUGUGCAUCGUCCCGAUGACAGCAGCAACUCCAAAAAGAAAUGCAAAGGGAGAGAUAAGAAAUUACGUGGGCUUGUUGGCCCCCCUGGCCCGCCAGGUCCUCCGGGUCCCCCGGGUGCCCCAGGAGCUGAGGUCACCCAGGAGGUUUUGCUACAGGAAUUUAAAGAAAUGUUAAAAGACGCCACCGAGAGGCGGGCGUCCUCAGCAAUACCACCGCCGCCUCCCAGCGAGAUGCCCCCUCCGCUCCUCUCCUUGGACGAGAUCUCCCCCUACAAGCGGGUCGAGGAGGCGUUCCACUGCAAACUGAAAGGCCAGGUCGUGGUGGACAAGAAGACCUUGAUGGAGCUUCAGAACUUCCAGAUGCCUGUGGCCAAGGGAGCGUUUCUCCGAGGAACUGGGUUGAACCUACUCACUGGCCGGUUCACAGCUCCAGUCUCUGGCAUUUAUCAGUUUUCAGCCAACAUCCACAUCGACCACAGUGAGCUGAAAAGCAAGCUGCAGCUACGAGCCAGAGACAAUCUCCGGGUAUUGAUCUGCAUCGAAUCCCUCUGUCAUCGAUAUAUGUCUUUGGAAGUCAUUGCCGGUCUGGAGAGUAACAGCAAAAUCUUCACAGUCUAUGUCCACGGACUCCUGCAGUUACAGGCUGGACAGUACACCUCGAUCUUUGUCGACAACGGUGCCGGUGCACCCAUCACCAUCCAGAAUGGGUCCGAUUUCAUGGGGAUGCUGGUGGGAGUCUAAGUCGGGAGACCUCCAGCGAUGGCGUAAACGAUCCGAGAGCCUCCGUGCCUCAACGUUGACCCCUCACCGUGAAGGAUCCGCCUUCUCUACGCCAUUCACCAAUAAUCCAGCUGAGCACAGCAAACAUGGUUUCCUUCCUGCCAGGGGUGUAACCACCUCCGAAAAGAAAUGGGGUACAGAACAGACCUAGCCCACUGAAACCGCCCCCCCUCCCCGGUCCAGAUUUAUACCCACCCACCCCCUUUAGGGAACAUUUUUGUCCGAUACACUCGUUUGCCACUUCUGUGCUGAAAACAAAAGUCUGUCGUACUUAGGAGCGGUUUAAAUACUGCUUUCAGGGGGAAUUUUUCCCAUCAGGCCAUGUGCUCGGCUGUGAAUGCCAUAGGCAUCAGAGUUCUUUCUUGGUCCAAAAUAAAUUUGGAGAAAUAGUUCCAAAUUUCCCUCCCAUUGGGGAUCAUCAGCAGCCGUCUUGAGAAAAUGUCUGUCAUCUUACAGAACAUUACAAAGUUCUCAACUUUGGGUUCCUAGAGGAUGUUGGACUACAAAUGCCAUCAUCCCCCUGUGGCAAGGGGUGAUGGGAGUUGUAGUCCAACACCACUUGGCGUUUCCCGUGUUGGGGGCCCCUGCUGCCGAAACGUGUCUGCUGAAAAUUCCCUGAUGUUUCUUUUGGGGAGAAACCCUGACACUUACUUUAUAACCCACCUUUUCCCGAAAUGUGGGUGCUCGCCUAGCUUUUAUGCAGCUUUGGGUGGUCAAGACAGUUAUUUUCUGAACCAGUGGAACCUGCGAAUAUGUUUUUUUAGCAGCCUGCCUUGGCAUCUGCAACGGGGUUAGCAAAUGACGAGCCUCAGAUAGUGUUGCAAUUAAGUGGGUGGAAUCUCAGAUGGGAGUAACUGAGGGUCCCAUGAAAGAUGUUUGGUAUUCCCCAGAGAAAAAGUGGGAUACACAGAGCAUAGAUUUUCAAAAAUGCAAAACGGUUCCAACAUGUGGGAUUGUGAGUCGAGAAUAAGAGACCAGGAAAACCGAUUCGGCAGGGACGAAUCCCCAUGAGCCCAGUUUAGGGGGCUCUUCUAAAACAGGGGGUCCCCCCAACCAAGGACCCAUCACUCCAAACAAUGGGUCUUCUGUCCCCCAUCUUUAUCAGGCCCCUGAAUUCUGCUGACAUUCCAAUCUGCUUUCAACAAACCGGUGGUUGCUGCUUUAGAAGUCUUGUGUGAUGGCGCUGUGUUAUUAUUAUUUUUUAAAUAGUUUAAUAAUAAUUAUAACGAAAAGAACUGUAUCGUAUUUAAAUUAUCCAUGCUUCACCGCAAGCUCCCAGCCCCACUGUACAAAAAACCAAGGGUGAAUGGAUUGUCGGGUGAUACAGUGAAAUGGAUUUUCUUCGGGAAAGAGAUGUUCGUUUCGUUCUUCGCAUCGCAAGCGAACGAAGGGGGAGCCCCACGGAGGGCGGAUGGAUGCCUUUGGGCGCACGAAACGCCGGACCAGCUGGCCGCUCGUUUCGACGUCUUCUCUUCCGAUACGUUGAAAUUGGACGUGCAACCGUGGAUGGCGAACCGUCGGCACGAAUCGUAUGGCGUCCGAAUUGCUCCGAAGCUUUAAGAAACCCAAUCCAGACUUUGGUGGGAUUUCAAAAGUAACUUUUAGAAGGCAGAAUGAAACGUUAGGUGAACCCGCUUUUGGAAAUUGCAUUCUCCAGUAAAAACCCCUUCCUGCCCCUUAAUAACUUAACCUGGUAACAUUCCAGUGUCAUAACACUCUGCGCUGUUCUUUACCCGCACCGGCACCAUGUCGGGAUACGGAGCAAUGCCAACAAACGUUGAGAUAGGGAAGUUGUCCAUGUCUGAAUAUCUCCAGAUUUUGAAAUUCCAGAUUAUUCCGUCUUGUUUCUGAAGUGGUAUCGAUGCAUUAAAGAUUCUCCGCUCUUCCAUGUUUUAAAUUUC
This is a messenger RNA of Hemicordylus capensis (graceful crag lizard), 3799 nucleotides long. RefSeq names its product C1q and TNF related 12 (gene C1QTNF12). The record is from RefSeq and is a predicted model, not a curated record. Gene Ontology annotation, molecular function: hormone activity. The transcript is spliced from 8 exons. Gene Ontology annotation, biological process: positive regulation of insulin receptor signaling pathway; positive regulation of D-glucose import across plasma membrane; negative regulation of gluconeogenesis. The coding region runs from base 876 to 1859 and encodes 327 amino acids. Lineage: Eukaryota; Metazoa; Chordata; Lepidosauria; Squamata; Cordylidae.